AUGGCCGAACUUAUAAAAUUUUCUCCAUUGUUAAUUUCUACAUCAAUAAAACAUUAUCUUAAUGGACCACCUAGACCAUCAUGGGAUUUAAAAUUUCAUUUAACUUGGGCAUUGUAUAAAUCGAUAUUCUCAUAUACCAGUAUGGGUGCUAAAACAAUUGAGCAAAUGCAAGAGGAUACUUUUCGUCCUACUCCUGUACAAGCUGGUGCGAUGAUAAAUGAAUUCAAGAUAAAUAAUAAAUAUAGACACGAAGCUCAAGUUCAUCUUGAGAAAAUUUUAAAACCUUAUGAACAUGUCUUAGAUACUGAGUGGAGAGAUUUGAAUGAUAAUGAAAUUAAUGCUGAAUGGGUUCAAGUUCCUAAUGAUGAAUGGGAAAAAAGAGAAAUUAGGAAAACUAUUUUGUAUUUACAUGGCGGAGGUUAUUAUUUGUGUAGUAAAGAAUCUCAUCGUAAUAUUACAAGCCCCAUUGCUAAAAAAGCAGAUGCAAGAAUUUUAGUAAUCAAUUAUCGACUUGCACCUCAAAAUCAAUUUCCCGCCGCAUUACAAGAUGCAUUGGCUGCUUAUUUAUAUCUCUUGAAUCCUCCGAAAGAUGCAGGAUUUGAACCUUUAAAUCCAAAAAAUAUUGUAAUUUCCGGUGAUAGUGCCGGGGGAGGUUUAAGCUUAGCUCUUGGUCUUGCUAUACGUGAUGCUGGUUUGCCAUCAUGCGCUGGUAUCACUUGUUGGAGUCCGUUAGUUGAUCUUACACCUUCGGUAUCAGAUGAUGAAUGUAUUGAUUUUCUUCCAAAUCUGGCGAAAGGUAUUAAUCACGCGGAAUCUCAAAUUAGUAAGGAAUUUAAAGAAAAAGCUGCUGCUCUUACAGCAAAGAUUAAGAAACAAAAUCUUGGUCCCAAAAUUUGGCACGAUUCUUUUGAUAAACCUGAUGGAAGAUUAGAAAUGUAUGCACCAAAUGAGGGUCUAGCAAUUCCAUAUGUUAGUCCAAUGUUAGCUGAAAGCUUAUGCAACUUACCUCCUUUAUUGUUGGUAGCAGGAGGUGAUGAAAGAUUACGAGAUGAAGCAAUUUAUUUUGCUCACAGAUCUGCUGAACCAAAUAAAUAUAAGGGACCAUCUUAUAAUGCUGGUAAAUUUGAAAAAUCUCCACUCCAAACUCCGACAAAUACUACACUCGAAAUAUACGAAGAGAUGCUUCACGUAUUCCAAGGAAUGGAACAUGCUAGCACUACAAAAUCAUAUGAACGUACAGUCGAAUUUAUGAAUAGGGUGACAAAUGUUCUUAACGAACCACUUCCCCCUUCAUCUUAUAAUUGCAUCAAUGCUAAAGGAGAAUUUGGACCUUUAAAAGAGCAUCAUAAAAAAGUUCUUAAUUGGGAAAAAAUUGGUAUUGUACCAAAUAUCACAAGAAACUAA
Molecule: messenger RNA, 1404 nt
Organism: Rhizophagus irregularis DAOM 181602=DAOM 197198
Lineage: Eukaryota; Fungi; Glomeromycota; Glomeromycetes; Glomerales; Glomeraceae
Molecular function (GO): lipase activity
Source: RefSeq, a predicted model, not a curated record